Molecule: messenger RNA, 4025 nt
Organism: Schistosoma bovis
Lineage: Eukaryota; Metazoa; Platyhelminthes; Trematoda; Strigeidida; Schistosomatidae
Source: the annotation of a GenBank genome assembly
CUGCUUUUCAUUAGGUCUCAAGAUAUGUUUGAACUAGGCGAUGACCUCCUACCCUCGCUUAACUCUAAUCUAGCUCCAGGCUAGUCUUUCCCUUAAUGCUAUUAGAUACCCGACGAAAUCUCAUCAAAAAUACUGUAGGUUCAAUACAAAGAUAAAAACAGUACAAAGUUUGGUCACUAGUAUAGGUCGAGCCAUGUCAACGAGUGAUCAUUACACGUUGUUUGCCCUUGACCUUGUCGAGUCAUUUGAAUCCCAGUGACUACAAAAUGUCACUAGAAUUAUAUACUAAAAGACUCAACGAAAUCGUUCGUCCAACAGGAAACGUCAAAGAACAACUUUUGUCAGCAAUCAAGGACAUCGAAGCCAAAAUAGAGCAUCUAAAAGAAAUAAUCUUUCUUUCAGAAAAUUGUGAGAUCUCUCAUGUUUGUCAUGCGUCUGAAGAUCUAAAAGUUCGUAUGGAAAAGUUGUUUGAGGGAAUAUCAAAAAAUCAAGAACAUAUGGUGGGCUUAAUUCCCAAAGUAUCCCCCUUGCACGAUGUAGCAUAUCCAGUAAUAGAAGAAUGUGAAGCCCUAACAAAGCAGUUGAGGAUCUUGGAAUUCGCUGAACACUUGUCAUUUCUUGAGUCUGGUGUAUUAUCUGCUAGAAUAAUUAAUGACAAGGACAUUCUAAUUGAGUCAAUUAAACAAUAUUUUUCCUUCCUUAAUACUCAGUUAUCGACUGAUCCAGACAUUUUGCCCUCUAUUUUGGAACAAUCUCAACAGCAUAAAACGUGUUUAGAUUCCUUGCUAUAUUUAAUGACGGAUUUUGAGUGCUUACUAAAGAAACUAAAUUUUCCUGUUAUUGUAUCUGAAGUUCUUGAGGAAGGAGGAUUACAAACGUGGUGUGAUGACGAUUUGCAGUUAUUUUCCAAUGACUUUCAAGCUCUUUCUACAUUCGAUAUUUCUCAUCUAAAUAUUUUAAUAUCGAAACCGUUACUAAUAGAUGUAUGCUUUCCAAUGCAUAUUAUUCUGGCUCCUAUGGAGAAGCGUUUUCGUUAUCACUUUUGUGGCUCUCAGAAGACAAACAGAAUCGAUAUGCCUGAAUGGUACAUGUCACAAGUUCUUCAGUGGAUCCGAACAAAUGAUUAUUUUGUUACAGUGGUCGAUCGUGAUUUUAUCUCUGAGAAAGACAAUACUCCUGUUAGCGUCCGAUUGCAGCUCAUGCGUGGUUUGGUCACAUUGCUAUUAGACAAACUACACUAUGACCUUGGUAUAUCUGCUUUUAUGCCAGUACGAUUUGGUUAUCAAUUUCAAAUGCGACGUUCUAACUCUGAAAUAUUAAGUUGUUUUAUGGACUCUGAUCCCGGUAAUAGUUCUAGUAGUGAAUUGCUAGAAAAUGCACAAAAUUUCAGCCACUUAAUUGAUGUCAUAUUACAGACGGAUGCGAAAUUAACUCAGCUAGCAUAUCCAAAUGAUUAUCCUAAACCGAGUGAUGUGCUUUCACAUCCCAAAGUUUUUUCACGUUGGCUUUUACUAGAACAGUGUUUAGCUUCUGACAGAUUAAAGCUUGUCCUCGGGAAUUUCUCAUCUUGGUCUGUUGUUGACGAAACUGAAAAGCGGCCCCAGUGUGUCGACGAUUUCAUUGCACUUCUCCAUGCUGUAGGUUUUAGAAGUCGACAACUAUCUGACAAAAUAUCACGGGCUAGAUUUGUCCAAAUUCAGUUGAAUUUAAUUCGUGAAUUUUUUAAUGAUAUCGUGUUGUCAGCACGUCGAAAAUUCGAAAAUGAUGACUCAAAUGACCUUGGUCAGUCAAAAAACAAAUCUGAAGUUAGCAAUGCUAAAACAACAGUGCUUGGAAGUUUGUUUUCAUCACGUAGUCGCUCGCCAAACGCUAGUUCAGAAACUAAGAAAAUUUCAAUCAUCAAUCAGCUAUUCAAUUGUUUUGUUGAUGGGAUUGGUCAGAAAUUAUCUUCUCGGUGGAUAAUUGUGUUGAACGCAAUCAAAUGUCUUCACGAUGUGAUGUUGGAAUGGGCCAAUGACCAAUAUUACGUAACAUUUUGGGAAGAUUUAAGCACUCGCGCGUUAUUACAGUUUGGAGAUCCUUGGCUAAUUGACAUUGGUCUUUGUCCUCUUGUUACCGAUGAAAUAGUAAAGGAGUCAGAACAGAAUGAACCUAAAAAUGAAACAUUUGACGAGUUGCAUUCUUCCAAUACUUACCUUGGUUUACAUGGUGGUGUUUUCAGUCAGAUGCUAAAAUUGUACAAUGGUGAAAUUAAAAAUAUGUUGAAAGAAACAGUCGAUUUAACAUUGACAGAUUUAAAAAGUAAAUCUUGGGUAUAUGUUUAUGCAUCUGAUCACUGGCUUCGAACUAGUUCUGUUUCCGGUUAUUUAAGUAGUAUGAAAAGUGAACUCUCCAACUUAAUGAUGUCAGCUAAUGCGUCAGUAUUCUUUCUUGCAUUACGUGACUGGUUGUAUCAGUUAUCAGAAUCAUUACAUCCAAAACUUUUCACACAUGUAUGGAAAGAAAUUGCAUCACAAUUAGAUGAUUAUUUGUAUAAUGAGCUCAUUCUAUCAAAUCGAUUUAGUCCUCUGGGUGCUGCACAACUUCGUUUUGAUCUUACUAACUACUUGUAUCCAAUGUUCAGUUUGUAUACUGAACGUCCUGAGUCAUAUUUCUUUCAAAUUCGUGAUGCAUGUGUUCUGCUAAAUUUAUUGCGUGGAACAGCCGAAUUAUUGAGAGAAACUAUCAUGGAAUCAAUGAAUAGCCAACAGAAGCGUGAUAACGAUCCACUUGGGCCUUUACUUGAAUUAGGUGUUUAUAGACUAACUCCGGAAGAAGCCCUUAGUAUUUUGUCCUUACGUGCCAUUCCAGAAUAAGAGAUUUUUUGUAUAUUCAGAAAUCUGACCUCCUAAAAUGUCUUUCUUUCGCCCUUCUAUGUUCUAGUUUGAAGUGCUUUACUUGUUCUCAGUGUGUAAAUAUAAUUUCCUGAAAAUAUCCAUAUAUAAUAAUUGGAUAACGUAACUUGAAGGUAAUGUACUUCCGUUUAUAUCUUGAUUUAACCUUGAAUAAGAAAUACGUGUGAAUUGUAAUUACUAUUUGGAACACUUUUGCUGUCUAUCCAUUUCCAAUCGCUUAUAAUGCGAUCUACAAUAAAAAACGUCUUAUCUCUGCUAUUUUUACUAAUUGUCUCCCCUCCUUGCUACGAAGCCUGAUUCUCAAGGGAACUAGAACAACAAUUUGAAGUAAAUAUCGUGAAUUCAUCUCAUUUUGUUGGGUUUGUUGACCAAUUUUAUUAAAAUUGGUCAGUCGGUCAUAGUAAACAGAAGUACAUGUGCAUCUACCUGAUGUCGAUCUAACUUUAUGCUACCUAAAGUAUAAACUUAAGCAUAUUACCCGUCUCGGGACAUAUGCCCCCAACCAGGUAUUUACACCACUAUCCUUUCUAGUUGUUAUCAAAUGGACUGUUUAAACGAUAGUGUUUAACUUAUAACCCUAACCUUAUAGCAGUGUUGUUCUUGCUUCGCCAUUUCAUACCUUCAUAUCUGCGUCAAACCCUCCUCGUGUGUCGAUGAUACUGCCCAGAUACGUAAAAGUUCCCACUUCUUUCACAGCUUCUCCAUCAAGAGUGAUUUGGUUGGUGCUCGCUGUUUUUACUUCAGGAUCUCACUUUUUCCUUUGUGAAUCUUGGAACCUAUUUCUGUCAAAGCUAAUUCUACACUGUGUAUCUUCAUUUGCAUUUGUUCCUAUGUAUACGAUAGAAGGGUUAAGUUAUCUACAGAUCCCUAAGUGUCCUCUGUAUUCCAUGCUUCUCCUGAGAUGUGGAGGCUUUUAUAAUUCAGUCAACAACCAAAAGAAAGAGAGAGUAAUAGGCCCCGAAUGCUCCAAGUUCCGUCAGUUGCACUGGUUUAUCCGCUUCUAUUUUUCAAGGAGUAUUACAUCGGUCACUUUUAAUUAAGUUUAACUGGAUAUUUUUAUUCUGGGUUAAGGUUGAACCAGAACCUACGUAACUUAACACAAAAGUGGAAUAAUUAUAACUUAAAAAUUGU